Messenger RNA from Metarhizium brunneum ARSEF 3297, 540 nucleotides. RefSeq lists its product as uncharacterized. Lineage: Eukaryota; Fungi; Ascomycota; Sordariomycetes; Hypocreales; Clavicipitaceae. The record is from RefSeq and is a predicted model, not a curated record.
AUGGGAACAGACCCGUUGACGGCAUUCUCUGCUAUGAAUACCGCUGUGCCCAACCCUAAGCAGGACCAUAAUCUCUUUCGUUGCAGCCUGGACAUUGCUCCCGCUUGUUUCGCCACAGGUAAACCCUGCAAGGGAAUCCUAAGCAUGGCUUCAACUAUGGAUAUCGAAGAAAUGGGAAAUGGGCGUCAGGCUGCUGAGCUCUUGCGUCUCAUGGGAAAUUCCUUCCAAGAGAAGGACAACUGCGGUGAAAGAUUCAUUUUUGGAUAUCACCACAAGUUUGCUGCUGGUAUCUACCUUGGUUCCGGCUUAGGCAAACAAACAGCCGAGCUCUCUCUGAAUACAAUGGCCGAUCGCUUACAGUUGAACUCAAAAGCGCCCAAUCAUACUACUGCCGAGCAUUUCAGCAGUGAGCUGCAGGCGGAAGAGCCUUUUGGUAUAUCUAUUGAUACAACUGGAGAUCUGGCUGCGGUACAAAGAGCUGUGUUGGAGUGGAGAGAGGGCAUUUGUGCUACAUCCAACAAGAUUCUGCGGCCAACGUGA